AUGGGUUAUUCUGAGUUCUACUGCCAAUUAUGUGGUGUGAGCUUCAACAUUCUUUUCCGCCUCCCAUCUGGGGAGUUUGACUUGCCUUAUGAUGAAAGAGGCAGAAAAAGUGCUGAGCCAGCUGUCGACGAGACAGAAUCAGUCAAUUCCGCAGAUGAGGACAGUAUAGCUCAAGAUCUUGAUUUCAUUUCUCGGGAAGAGGAUGAGGACGAUGAGCCUUAUGAAUACGACUCCGACCAUGAAUCAACUGACGGCAUGAGCCUUGACGGAAAUGACACGAGUGCCAGUGAAGAGAGCAGCACUGAUGUUCAAGAGGACACAGAAAUGCAGUGGUACUCUGAUUGGGUAGCAAAAACUUUUGAUGCACGAAGGUCAGGCCUUGAAGAACACAUUGGAUACUACGAUAGCCCGAUGUCUGGGUACUCACUCGAUGCUAUCUCGCCCGAGCAGGCCAAAGGCUGUCGCACUGCGCAAUUCCUAGUCCAUAAAAGCACUGCGACACAGCCAUGGCAGUCUGAUGCACUACAUGAGUCCUGGGAAGUCAAAGGGGACUGGUUUUUAUCUGGGAUUUGUGAUGGAAUACCAUCGCGUGAUGUCGAUAUUCCGAGGGUGUGGCCCGCACGAAAUGGGAUGGAGGACAUAGAGGCGGAUAAUGAGCUCCCCUCUUACCGAGAGGGCGGGCCAAAUGGCGUAGCCAUGCCGUUUCAUCCGUGGUGCUUCGAUAUAUUCUGUCGACAAUCCAAAGUUCAGUUCCAAGAAAUCAAUGUGUCGGGGCUUAUGAUGUGGCGCAAUUCCGAACUUGACUGGGAUGUUUUCCGCUCCUUUCCUCGAACCGAAGAAGUCAACAGGGCGCGGGAGCAAUGGUGGAAUCAUGAGGAUGGUAGUGAGCACUUGGUCGCCAAUCCUCUUUUCGUGCCCGGGCUACCAGCACUUCUUCGCGAUGCGGUGCGUGAACACAUAGUCUCAGACUCAACGAGCUCACACGAGGUGAUGAAGUCGUCUCAGGUCAUGAAGAGCUGCUAUACCUCACGUCACACUGGCAAAUCCGAUCCUUUCUAUUAUCUUCCCUGGGAGAUUCGACUGUUGGUGAUCGAUUAUUUGUGCUCCGACAGUAUCAACAAUCUAAGCCGUGCCUCUCUGGCUUUCGCUAAUCUCCCCAACAGUGUGUGGCAUAAAUUGGUACGCAAAGAAAUGCCGUGGCUGUGGGAGGCAUGGGAGGAAUCAGAAUGCAUGCAUACAACCCUGCUCUGGUCAAAAGUCUCAACAGCUGAGAUGAGGUCUAAUCUCCGAGAAUCCAGUCACUAUGCCCAGGUCCUGAUGGAAUGUUCGUAUUCUAGGGAAGACGCCCAGGAAGCCGCCGUGCGGCGAUUCCCCUUGCCACUGGCCGAACCGGAUGAGGUGAAGUUACCAAGAGCAAAUACGGACUGGCAUCGCGUGUUUACCCAGAUCCGACUGAAUUGGGAAAACCUCAAAGGCUUGCAGAACCGACAGCGGAUCUGGCGCGAUGUAGAGGAGGUCGUGAGGCGCAUUCGCAAACUUGAGGGAUAG
Penicillium bovifimosum is the source of this 1548-nucleotide messenger RNA. RefSeq lists its product as uncharacterized. The record is from RefSeq and is a predicted model, not a curated record. Lineage: Eukaryota; Fungi; Ascomycota; Eurotiomycetes; Eurotiales; Aspergillaceae. The coding region runs from base 1 to 1548 and encodes 515 amino acids. Gene Ontology annotation, molecular function: protein binding. The transcript has 4 exons.